This is a messenger RNA of Pelmatolapia mariae (spotted tilapia), 495 nucleotides long. RefSeq lists its product as uncharacterized. Gene Ontology annotation, molecular function: titin Z domain binding; titin binding; structural constituent of muscle. The record is from RefSeq and is a predicted model, not a curated record. Gene Ontology annotation, biological process: detection of muscle stretch; cardiac myofibril assembly; skeletal muscle contraction. Bases 1 to 495 code for a protein of 164 amino acids. The transcript is spliced from 2 exons. Gene Ontology annotation, cellular component: Z disc. NCBI's taxonomy places the organism in Eukaryota, Metazoa, Chordata, Actinopteri, Cichliformes, Cichlidae.
AUGCACUGUGUGAGCAGAGGAGGCUGCUACCUGGUGAACUCCUGGUGUGAUCUUCGGGAGGAGAACAGGUGGAAGAAAGAGAGCUAUGAAGCCUGCUGGGUGAGCCUCGUCCUUGAAACCAGACCACAGUACAGGCUGAAGCUGUCAGAGAGCGACAGCAUUCGCAGAGAGAGUUAUAAACAGCAACAGGUGGCCCACUUCAUGGUGGAGAGGAGCCCCAGCCAGAUACUGAUGCUGGGCAGCAACAGUGGAGCGAUGACAAAGCACCAGCUACCCUUAUUCAACACCAGCAGGGAGGUGGAUCGUACCACAACCAGCUUUAGGCACACAGAAGAGCCUGUUAUAAAAGAGAAGCCGAUUGCUGGAGCAGAUAGACAGGGAACAGGAGCCACCAUAGAUCAAGAUCUUAGCAAGCCGGUUAGAGUGAACUUCAGGGCCUCGAGUCUGAUGUCCUCUCCCAGGGAAACCUCUAAUCGGGUUCAGAGAAGGGAGUGA